GAAAACUUUAAAAACUCGCUGGCCACGGGGCGGUAAACUUAUUUCCGAUCUGAGCUUGGAGCUGAACACAACUCAACCCAUCCGGACUAAAUCACCAGUAGCAAUGGCCAUGAAGUGCACUUUGCUAACCACCUUGCUGGCGACCCUGGCGGUUUCCUCCUUGGCCGCGCCCUUCGAUUUGGGUGAUCUCUUCUCGGGCUUCCAGCCGUUGGAGAAACAGGAAGUGGUCAAGCGGCAGGUGCAGGCCAAUCCCGAUGCCGAGCUGAAGCAGAUCUCGUUCCACGGCCUGAUCGGAGAUCUGGAGGACAGUCUGUUCCAGUCCGCGUUGAGCCUCCACCAGGCCAGUGCCCCAGGAAGCGAGGUGGAGGAGGUGAAGCCCGAAGCCGCGGCUCAGGUCACAGAGGAUGAGGAGCACGCGCUGACCAAGCGAUCGGAUGAGUCCACGCCGGCCCCAGAUGUGGAUGCCUCGUCGACGGACGACGGCUUGGCCCGCAAGAUUCUGCUUCAGACCACCAGGAAGGUGCCGAAUAGUGAGGAUGGUGUGCCCGCCCACCUGAUCAUCGACCAUGUGUCCGUUCAGCCACACAAUGGUGGUGCUCUGCCGCUGAUUCCCACCUUCCAGGUGCACCACACCAAGCUGAUCUCGGCCACCAUCAAGGAGGACUCGAAUAACGACAGCAGCGAUGGCAAGCAGACCAAGAUUAGCAUUACCAAGACCUCGAUCACGUCCACGGCUCCCAUCGAGAGUGUGGAGGAGGCGGUGGCCAUUGCCGCAUCCGCUUCCACAGCGAGUACCACGGAGGAGCCCUCCACAAAGGUGGAGACCACCACUAAGGCUGCAGAAAAAGAGGACGUGGACAAGAGCUCCACCACCAUCUUGACCAUUGUGAGCAGCUCCACCUCGGCAACCACUUCCACCACCACCGAGGAGCCCAUCCAGAAGCUAAAGAAGGACGAGGAGAAGCUCAAGGAGAAGGUGGCCGAGGUGGAGGCCGAUCCCGUCAUCCUAUCGGCUCGCGUUUAAGCCAGUCGACCCUGUGAACCCACUAGUUGUAGUCCAUCUUCGCCCCUCAUCCCCCUCUACUCACAUAUUUAUGACACGCCAAGUUCAAUUAAAGUCAUGUGAUCCGA
This is a messenger RNA of Drosophila rhopaloa, 1131 nucleotides long. RefSeq lists its product as uncharacterized. The transcript is spliced from 2 exons. The record is from RefSeq and is a predicted model, not a curated record. Lineage: Eukaryota; Metazoa; Arthropoda; Insecta; Diptera; Drosophilidae. Bases 104 to 1024 code for a protein of 306 amino acids.